Messenger RNA from Camellia sinensis, 4667 nucleotides. RefSeq names its product pleiotropic drug resistance protein 3-like. Gene Ontology annotation, molecular function: ATP hydrolysis activity; ABC-type transporter activity; ATP binding. Gene Ontology annotation, cellular component: membrane. Lineage: Eukaryota; Viridiplantae; Streptophyta; Magnoliopsida; Ericales; Theaceae. The record is from RefSeq and is a predicted model, not a curated record.
GCAUGAUGCAUUGCCUUAUCUCAUCAAUCUUUGUAAAACAUACAAACAAGCAUGAUGUGGCCUUACAUUUAUCAAAAAAAAGCAUGAUGUGGCCUUACCUCAUCAAUCUUCAGUCUAAAGCCAAGGUGAAGACUGCACAUAUAUACACAUGUAUAUUUAUGCAUCUUCCCUUCUGUAUCUUGUCCUAUCAUUUCCUACUUGAGUCUUUCCUGGUUUAUCCAGUAUGGCUCAAUUGGUUGGUGAUGAUGAGAUAGAAUCACUGAGAAUUGAACUUGCAGAGAUAGGAAGAAGUUUGAGGUCAUCGUUUCAGCGCCAUACCUCUAGUUUCAGAAGCAUUUCAGCUUUGAGUUCUGUAAAGGAUGUUGAUGAUGAAUACGCCUUACAGUGGGCUGCAAUUGAGAGACUGCCUACAUUUGAGAGGUUGAGAUCAUCUUUGUUUGAUGAAAAUGAUGGAAGCAAAGUUGAUGCGCAAGGAAAACGAAUAGUCGAUGUUACUAAGCUUGAUGCUCUAGAACGAAAUAUGUUUAUUGACAAGCUCAUCAAACAUAUUGAGAAUGACAAUCUUCGCUUGUUGCAUAAACAGAGAAAAAGAAUAGACAAGGUUGGUGUAAAAUUGCCGACAGUGGAAGUGAGAUAUAACAAUUUGCGAGUGGAAGCAGAGUGUGAGGUGGUUCAUGGCAAGCCCCUUCCAACUCUAUGGAAUUCUUUCAAAAGCAUUCUUUUUGAUUUGGUCAAGCUUCCUGGUAUGAAGUCACAAGAGGCCAGGAUUACCAUCGUUGAUGACAUCAGUGGAAUCAUUAAGCCUGGAAGGAUGACUUUGCUGCUUGGUCCUCCAGGAUGCGGAAAGACUACUUUAUUGAAAGCACUUUCUGGAAAUCUAAACAAAUCUCUCAAGGUUGCAGGAGAAGUUUCUUAUAAUGGGUACAAAUUGGAAGAGUUUAUUCCCCAGAAAACUUCUGCAUAUAUAAGUCAAAAUGACAUACACAUCCCUGAAAUGACUGUGAGGGAAACACUUGAUUUUUCAGCUCGCUGUCAGGGCGUAGGAAGCCGAGCAGAUAUUAUGAUUGAGGUCAGCGAAAGGGAGAAACAAGCAGGAAUUGUUCCAGACCCAGACAUAGAUACUUACAUGAAGGCAAUUUCUGUUGAAGGACAAAAGACAACCCUCCAGACUGACUACAUCAUAAAAAUUCUGGGACUUGAUAUCUGUGCUGACACAGUGGCUGGAGAUGCCAUGAGAAGAGGUAUCUCAGGUGGUCAAAAGAAGAGAUUGACCACAGGCGAGAUGAUUGUAGGUCCCACAAAAGCUCUGUUUAUGGAUGAAAUAUCAAAUGGCUUAGACAGUUCCACCACAUAUCAGAUUGUUGCUUGUCUUCAACAGCUAGCACAUAUUGCAGAUGCUACUAUACUUGUGGCACUUCUUCAGCCUGCACCAGAAACCUUUGAUCUCUUUGAUGACAUUAUCUUGAUGACGGAAGGGAAGAUUGUGUAUCAUGGACCCCGUAGUCAUAUUCUAGAAUUUUUUGAGGAUUGUGGGUUUAGGUGUCCUGAAAGGAAAGGGGUGGCCGACUUCCUCCAAGAGGUUAUGUCAAAAAAAGAUCAAGCUCAGUACUGGCACCAAGCUGAACAACCUUGCAAUUACAUUUCUGCUGAUAUGUUCUCCAAGAAAUUCAAGGAAUCUAACUUUGGGAAAAAGCUAGACGACGAAUUAUCAAAGCAGUUUAUGAAGUCUCAGAGCCACAAGAAUGCAAUUUCUUUUAGCAUAUAUUCUCUUUCUAAAUGGGCACUCUUUAGAGCUUGCAUCUCAAGGGAACUUCUUCUCAUGAGGAGGAAUUCUUUUAUUUAUGCAUUCAAAUCAGUCCAGCUUGUUAUCAUUGCAUCUAUCACAAUGACUGUAUUUUUGAGAACCCGACUGGCUGUUGAUGCCAUUCAUGCAAACUAUUAUCUGGGUGCUUUGUUCUAUGCUCUCAUCAUGCUUUUUUUUGAUGGAUUUCCGGAGCUGUCCAUGACUGUUGGAAGACUUGCAGUUUUCUACAAACAGCGAGAUUUGUACUUCUAUCCAGCUUGGGCAUAUGCAAUCCCAGCCACCAUUCUCAAGGUUCCUCUUUCAAUGUUGGUAGCUCUAGUUUGGACAUCUCUGACUUAUUAUGUCAUUGGAUACAGUCCUGAGGCUGGAAGGUUCUUUCGCCAGUUCCUUCUAUCUUUUGCGGUACACUUAGCAGCAACAUCCAUGUUUCGUUUCUUAGCAUCGAUUUUCCGCACCGUGGUUGCUUCUAACACAGCUGGGAGUAUGUUGAUCUUGUUUGUCUUUUUAUUUAGUGGUUUCCUUAUCCCAAAAUCCUCUAUGCCAACUUGGUUGAGGUGGGGAUUUUGGCUUUCCCCGAUGACAUAUGGUGAGAUAGGCCUUGCUUUAAAUGAAUUUCUUGCUCCAAGAUGGCAAAAGACAUUGACAGCGAAUACUACCAUAGGGCAAGAAACACUUGAAAGCCGUGGAUUGCACUUUCACGGAUACUUAUUUUGGAUAUCAUUUGGCGCCUUACUUGGAUUUAUAAUAAUUUUCAACAUUGGAUUUACCUUGGCCUUAACCUUCUUAAACCCUCCUGGUUCUCGUGCUAUUAUUUCAAAUGAAAAGCUUUCCCAAAUUCAAGGAUCUGAAGAUUCCUCCAGUGCUGCCAAUGCAGAAGCAAAAUCUACAGAUUCUCCUAACAAUACUACACAAUCUCAUGAAGGUCUAGUGGUUUUACCUUUUGAACCCCUAACUCUGGUGUUUCAAAAUGUGCAAUACUAUGUUGACACCCCUGCGGCAAUGAGAGAAAGGGGGUUCACUCAGAAAAAACUCCAACUUCUUUGUGACAUUACAGGUGCAUUUAGGCCUGGUGUUCUUACAGCAUUGAUGGGUGUCAGUGGAGCUGGGAAAACAACUCUUAUGGAUGUUCUUGCUGGAAGAAAAGCUAGUGGCACUAUUGAAGGAGAUAUUAGAAUUGAAGGGUUUCCCAUGGUUCAGGAGAUGUUUGCGAGGAUUUUGGGUUACCGUGAGCAAACCGACAUACAUUCUCCACAAAUUACAGUUGAAGAAUCAGUGGUUUAUUCUGCUUGGCUGCGUCUGCAUCCUGAAAUUGAUUCAAAAACUAAAUUUGAAUUUGUGAAAGAAGUCCUUGAGAUCAUUGAGCUUGAUGAAAUCAAAGAUUGCUUGGUUGGCAUGCCCGGUGUUAGUGGUUUAUCAACUGAGCAGAGAAAGCGGCUUACGAUAUCCGUGGAGCUUGUUGCUAACCCCUCUAUUAUUUUCAUGGAUGAACCUACAACUGGAUUGGAUGCAAAAGCAGCUGCAAUUGUUAUGCAAGCAAUGAAGAACGUGGCUGAACCAAGCAUUGACAUGUUUGAAGCAUUUGAUGAGUUAAUUCUAUUGAAAUCCGGCGGACGAAUUAUUUACUCUGGACCACUCGGUCAACAUUCAAGCAGUGUCAUUGAAUAUUUUGAGGAUAUCUCAGGGGUGCAAAAGAUAAAAAAUAAUUACAAUCCAGCAACAUGGAUGUUAGAUGUCACUUCUACAUCGGCAGAAGCUGAACUUGGUGUUGAUUUCGCCCAAGUUUAUAAGAACUCUGUCUUGUAUCAGAACAAUAAAGAACUUGUAAAUAGGUGGAGUACCCCACCUCCUGAUUCCAAAGAGUUGUAUUUUGCAACCCGCUUUGCACAAAAUGGUUGGGGACAGUUCAAAUGCUGCCUCUGGAAGCAACACCUGUCUUAUUGGAGAAGUCCUGCAUACAACUUGCAGCGUUUCGUGUACAUGACUUUCGCAUCUUUGCUUUUCGGGGUACUGUUUUGGGAUCAAGGAAAGAAAUUAAAGAACCAGCAGAGCCUUUUCAAUGUAUUUGGUUCAAUGUUCUCCACUACAAUAUUCUUGGGCAUAAAUAAUUGCUCAUCAAUUUUACCAUAUAUCUCAACGGAGCGAUCUGUUUUGUUUCGGGAAAGGUUUGCCGGGAUGUAUGGUUCGUGGGCUUAUGCACUUGCUCAGGUCACGAUUGAGAUUCCCUAUCUCCUAGCAAUAUCAAUUGCAUUUGUGGUUAUUACAUAUCCAAUGAUUGGGUAUUAUUGGUCAGCUUAUAAGGUUUUCUGGUAUUUUUAUGCCAUGUUUUGUACAUUACUAUACUUCAGUUAUCUGGGAAUGCUGCUUAUUGCAAUGACACCGAGCUUUCCAGUGGCUGCAAUUUUACAGUCCGCCUUCUACACAAUUUUCAACCUGUUCGCUGGAUUUCUGAUACCUCAACCGCAAAUUCCCAAGUGGUGGAUUUGGUUGUAUUAUAUAAAUCCGACUGCUUGGACACUAAACGGUAUGCUUACAUCGCAGUAUGGAGAUAUAGACCAGAACAUUAAGGUGUUUGGAGAAACCAAAACUGUUGCGGCCUUUUUAAGAGAUUAUUUUGGAUACAGACAUGAUCAGUUACCCAUUGUAGCUGUUAUGCUCCUUAUUUUCCCCAUUGUUUUUGCUUCUCUGUUUGCAUUCUGCAUAGGGAAGUUGAACUUCCAGAGGAGAUGAAUCUUGCAAAUCUAUUUGUUUGUAUCUUAGUGAAUGGAUUGUUUGUCACAUUGUAAUUGUUUCAUCUAGCUUAUGUAUAAUAGUACCGUGACUGUUAUGAAGCUGUGGCAAUUUGGGUGUUCAAAGUAAUCAUAAA